Messenger RNA from Fusarium redolens, 565 nucleotides. RefSeq lists its product as uncharacterized. Gene Ontology annotation, molecular function: 2 iron, 2 sulfur cluster binding. The coding region runs from base 192 to 533 and encodes 113 amino acids. The record is from RefSeq and is a predicted model, not a curated record. The transcript has a single exon. NCBI's taxonomy places the organism in Eukaryota, Fungi, Ascomycota, Sordariomycetes, Hypocreales, Nectriaceae.
CCCGAAAGUAUCCAAUGGUACUUUUACAAAGAAAAAACCACACAAUGCCAUAAACUCUGUUGACACAGAACAGACUGAAAGCCAGCGACAUAACCCAUCUAUACGGACCAUUGGCAAGAAAAAUAGCGAACCUGCCGCUAUCGCCUAAUUGCUCGGACGGUAUUUUUACACGGCUGAUUAUAAAGCGAAGCAUGUCUAACAUCGUGCUCCUAGGCAAUGUAUACACACCUUGCCCCGGUAGAAUAACCACCAGUUCCUGGGCGCCUGGGGCUUCCGAUCCAGCCCUUACCCCCAAACAGUCGAAGGAGGCUCUUACUGCCCGUCUAAUAGAACUGGCUAAGGUUGACCCUAUUAUGUUAUUCAUGAAAGGCAUACCCAAAUCGCCCGUGUGUCAUUUUAGUCGGCGGAUCGUUCGUAUCCUGAACGAUCGCGGCAUCGUGUAUGAUUCCUUCAAUGUAUUGACCGACGAGGAUGUUCGACAGGGGCUGAAGGAAUUUGCUGACUGGCUCACGUUCCCCCAGUUAUGCGAAUAGUUGGACAUUGAAGAAUAUAAGGCCCGAGAGAC